Messenger RNA from Capsella rubella, 1672 nucleotides. Its product is annotated as glucan endo-1,3-beta-glucosidase 11. Gene Ontology annotation, molecular function: hydrolase activity, hydrolyzing O-glycosyl compounds. Gene Ontology annotation, biological process: carbohydrate metabolic process. The transcript is spliced from 3 exons. Gene Ontology annotation, cellular component: plasma membrane. NCBI's taxonomy places the organism in Eukaryota, Viridiplantae, Streptophyta, Magnoliopsida, Brassicales, Brassicaceae. The coding region runs from base 255 to 1421 and encodes 388 amino acids. The record is from RefSeq and is a predicted model, not a curated record.
CGACAGUGACGAAAAGAAAAGAAAAAACCUCAAUCACUCUCAAAAAGCCCAAAACCCAGAAUCAUCAUCAUCAUCUUCUACCUCGAGCUUUGAUCAAAUCUCUUGUAGUCUCCUUUGAGUUUUGUUACUGGAAAAAGAAACUUUUUUCUUUAUGGGUUUUGGUUUUGUUCUCGAAUCAGAUCCUCGUUUCAUCUCGAUGACCUCUUCAUCUUCUUCAACCUUUGUUUCUAUAGUUCUCUGAUAAUUUUUCUCAGAUGAGAAGUUCUAAGUCGCUUCUUCUCAACUUCUUCCUCUUCGUCUUCUUUAUCAACCUGAUAGAGUUUAGAGUUGAAGGAGGAGCAUUUGUUGGAACCUAUGGGAUAAACUAUGGAAGGAUUGCUGAUAACAUACCAUCUCCGGAUAAAGUAGUGUUACUUCUAAAGCAAGCUAAAAUUCGGAAUGUGCGAAUAUACGAUGCAGAUCAUACUGUUCUUGAAGCUUUCAGUGGGACUGGUUUAGACCUUGUGAUUGGACUCCCUAAUGGGUUUUUGAAAGAGAUGAGUUCAAAUUCUGAUCAUGCUUUCACUUGGGUUAAAGAUAAUGUUCAGUCUUUCUUACCAAAGACUCGGAUCCGUGGUAUAGCGAUUGGUAACGAAGUUCUUGGAGGCGGUGAUUCUGAGCUUUCGGGUGCUUUACUUGGUGCGGCUAAGAAUGUGUACAAUGCGUUGAAGAAAAUGAAUCUGGAGGAAACUGUGCAGAUCACCACGGCUCAUUCGCAGGCUGUGUUUGCUGAUUCGUACCCGCCAUCGUCUUGUGUGUUUAAAGAAAAUGUUGUUCAGUUCAUGAAGCCAUUGUUGGAGUUCUUUCAUCAGAUUGGUUCUCCUUUUUGUUUGAACGCGUAUCCUUUUCUGGCGUACACAUAUAAUCCGAAAGAGAUUGAUAUCAACUAUGCUCUUUUCAAGCCAACGGAAGGGAUAUAUGACCCAAAAACCGAUCUACAUUAUGAUAACAUGCUUGAUGCUCAGAUCGAUGCUGCUUACAUGGCGCUGCAAAAUGCUGGGUUUAAGAAGAUGGAGGUUAUGAUCACUGAAACUGGGUGGGCUUCUAAAGGUGAUUCAGAUGAACCUGCAGCAACGCCGGAGAACGCAAGAACCUAUAACUAUAACCUCAGGAAAAGGCUUGCGAAGAAGAAAGGAACACCUCUUAGACCGAAAAUGGUGCUCAAAGCCUAUAUCUUUGCAUUGUUCAAUGAAAACUCAAAACCGGGCAAGAGUUCUGAAACACAUUUUGGACUGUUUAAACCUGAUGGAACCAUAUCAUAUGACAUUGGAUUCAACAGUCUAAAGUCUGAUGCUACCAAGUCACUCAUUUCAUCAUCAAAGGCAGCCCGUUACUAUGCGGCAUUGGUCAUCUUUGUCUCGAUUGUCCUCCUCAUGAUAUAAAUGCAGAAAUGGUGUGAGCUUUGGUGCUAGGAUCCUCGGAUUUUGUAUUACAUUCGUAGCAAUAUGAUAUAUUAUUACUAGGUUUGAGAGGCUAACGAAAUGGUAGGAGCACAAGUAUAUUGGAAUUUUCGUACAUGAUAACCAAGAGAUGUUCAGAAAAAUAUCAUUGGCCAAUCUUAUAUGUAUACAUCUUAUGUAAACAACAAUGUUUAUACAUAAAUUUGGAUCUCUGCUUUAGAUUAUUUGGAGUA